Fragaria vesca subsp. vesca is the source of this 1134-nucleotide messenger RNA. RefSeq names its product protein LURP-one-related 6-like. The transcript has 3 exons. The record is from RefSeq and is a predicted model, not a curated record. The coding region runs from base 69 to 683 and encodes 204 amino acids. NCBI's taxonomy places the organism in Eukaryota, Viridiplantae, Streptophyta, Magnoliopsida, Rosales, Rosaceae.
AUACAUAAGAAAGUUGCACGUCGCUAAUUCUAUAGAAUAGUUCGGGAGUGCAAGACAGAGAGAUAAUCAUGGCAGCUAAAACCAACAUAAUGCCUGUAAUCAGCAAGAUGUAUUGUUCAUCAGCACAGGGUGUGUUUGUAGUCAGGAGGAGGCCUCAUAUGGUAAAUGGAGGUGGGUUUGUAGUCACAGAUUGUAGUCAGAAGGUUGCUUUCAGGGUUGAUGGAUGUGGAAUUCUGGGGAAAAAAGAUGAGCUUAUUCUGAGAGAUGGCGAUGGAGACGCCUUGCUUCUCAUUCGUCGAAAGGGAGCGAUGGUUGAGGCGCUAAGCAUUUACAGGAAAUGGAAGGGUUAUGCUUUAGACUAUGAAGGAUCACAGGAGUUGGCUUUUAGCUUGAAAGAGCCAAACUCAUGUCUGGCAAGAACUCAAGCUAUCAGAAUCUCAACUAAGAGAACGGAAAACAAAGACUGGGACUUCGAGAUAAAGGGUUAUUUCCCUGCUAAGGCUUGUAGCAUUGUUGACUCUAAAGGCAAUGUAGUGGCAAAGAUAGGAGUCAAGGAGUGGGAGGAGAUGAUGGCAAGUAAAGAUCUGUAUCAUGUUGUGGUGACACCAGGCAUAGAUCAAGCUUUUGUAUUCGGAGUCAUUGCCAUUCUCGAUUACAUCUAUGGUGAAUCCACCAGGUGCUAACUAUCAGAUAUCAAAGAGAGGCUUCCUUGCUCUGACAUCAAAACACACAUCUCUGGGCAGUCCAAUUUUCCGCACUUGGAUUUGUUCAUGCUCUUUUUUUUUCUCUCGGUUUUUCUCCAUUCUCCUAUUGUUUAACUGUACGACUUGGGAUCAGCUCAACUGUAAAAGCUUUGAAAUUAUCUUUGUAAUUGUUUGAUUUUUUGUAAUUAGUUAGAUUUCUGAUUGUUUUGCAAAUAAGACUACAAUAACUUUUACCCCAGGGAUGCACCAUCACUUAAUUUGCUUGACACCACAUAGGGGUUGUCAAAUUUGUAAUGAGGUAGAGAAGUUCAAAGCGAUACUGGUGUUUAUCAAAAAACACAAUCAGAAAUGAAACAUGUCAUCCUUUAGGGUUUAAGAGGAUUUCCAGUUCUUGGAUUCUCCGUUACUCAAACAAGGAUCAUAUAAUCUG